Mercenaria mercenaria is the source of this 13139-nucleotide messenger RNA. Its product is annotated as (E3-independent) E2 ubiquitin-conjugating enzyme UBE2O-like. Bases 25 to 4449 code for a protein of 1474 amino acids. Gene Ontology annotation, molecular function: catalytic activity. The record is from RefSeq and is a predicted model, not a curated record. NCBI's taxonomy places the organism in Eukaryota, Metazoa, Mollusca, Bivalvia, Venerida, Veneridae. The transcript is spliced from 20 exons.
AGUCCCAGCCUAAUUUUUUUCAAGAUGGCUGCCUGCAGCAUUUUCGAUGAGGAUGAAGUCUGUAUUCCUACUUCGUCUGGUGGUUUCAAAUACGGCUUGGUUGUAGAAAGCUCUGAAUACAUAAGCAGCGACGAGGAAGACAGUGAUGAUGAAAAUCGUGUGCAAAAGGGUCAAGUUAAAGUCGCAUGGCAUCCAAGUGGAGACGAAACUGUUGUGUCUGAAAAAAAGGUCAUCUUAACAGACAGGUCGCUUAUGCCUGGGGAUGUUGUGCGCCGACUGAUCAGCGGAGAGGAGAGUCAGAGAGGAUUUGUUCAGAGUUGUAACAUUAAAUGCCAUGUGAAAAUUCUUGGAACAGAGCAGUAUAUAUACAACAUUGAGGCCAAAGAUAUUAAGCCAAUACAGGAAUUUGAUCCAGAACCAGAAGUGACGUUAGAUUCUUGGGUUGGUCAUGUCAUGGAAGUUACAGAGGAUAUUACAGUCAGGUUUCCUUGUGGGGCCAGAUGCAAGCUGAGCAAUGCAGGAGUGCUAAACCUGGAAGAUGUGCAAGACAAAAGGUCCCAUCAUUCUGAGUUUGUAAUGAGGAAUUUCUACCCGGGGCAGGAACUGUCAGGUAUGCAUGAGGACUAUGAGGAUGCCACCUGGAUACACACAUCAAAUGUCAGAGGUCCUAAAUGUAAAGUGAAGUCACUCUUUACUGCAACCGUUGUUGUGGAAGAGGUGAAGACUCAAAGUGUUGAAGUAAACUGGGUAUGUAAGGGGUUUACACGUACUGGAGCAGGGACUGACAAACUAAAGAGUCCACCUAAUGUGAUAGAAGGUGAAGAUCUUAAAAGGCUUCGAAGAUUAGAUUGUUUCGAAUACUGCCACAUGCAAAUUGGUGAUAAAGGUUAUUACACUGUCAAAGACACAGACACAUUGCUGCAUAAAAUAUCUCCAAGAAAACAUGUUACCCCUGAUAUAAUACAGCUGAAAGCAAAUGAAAAUGUUCUGGUAAUUGGAACAAGUGCUGAUGGGAUACAUGUGAAACGACGAGGUUCGGAUAAAAAGUGUGGGCACAGAGAACUGAAUGAUAAGAAAAAAGAAAGUGCUAACAAAGAAAAUUGUGACACAAAUAAAGAUGAAACUAAAAAUAUAACUGAAAUAGAAGAGAAAGAACCACUAGAUGACGAUUUUGAAGAUUUGGAGGACAAUGGAAGUGAUUCUGGUUCAGAAUCAGACUCUGUAAAAUCGGGUCCAGAGAGUCCGGCUCCCAAAAGAAAAAACCGUAGGAGAGCAGGUCUCUUAGGGCAUGGUUUUAAGAAAGUUAGAGGCAAAAAAGCAAAGAAGAAAGUUCAUCGUAUUGAACGAGAGGUGAAACCUGGAGAUAGGGUUCCGAUUGAGAUCUGGUAUACCUUCUCUGCAUGUAAUGUCAUGUGGCAGGAUGGCACUGUGGAAGAAAAUGUACCAUCCCCUGAAUUAUUUCCCAUACACCACUUGGAUGAAUUGGAGUUUUUUCCUGGUGAUUUCAUUUUGGAUAGUAAAGGUAAUGCAAGUACAGAUUAUGGUGUGGUUGUAAGCAGUGAUCACAAGGAGCGAACUGUUAUGGUAAAAUGGGUGAAACCGUAUAUCUCUGGAAAAUCUAAUGGAAACAAACCUGAAGAAAAAGAACCAGUAGAGUUGAGUGUAUUUGAUAUUAAAGAUCAUCCAGAUUACAAGUUUCGAUGUGGCCAUACUGUCAUCAGGGUCGGAGGAUAUGAGGGAGAUACAGAUUAUGAAGCUGUAGGUCAGAUAUAUAGAAUAGAUCCUGAAGGAACUAUACAAGUAUGGUGGCCGAAUAGGGUCAUAACAAAGUGCUAUCCUCAAGACUUAUAUAUUAUUGGUGAGGAGUUUCAGAGCGAGUCUGGCAGUGAGUCUGAAUGGACUGAUGAAGGUGAAGAGGAAGAAGAAGAGGAAGAGGAAGGAAGUGAUGUAAGCUGGGAAACAGAGAAUGAAGACACAGCAACUGAUACAGAUACUGAUGCAAAGAAAAACAAGUCCAAGCAGUUGUGGACAGUGAGUGAUAGCAAAAAGAAAGAGCUAGAUGCUCUCCUUGACAGAGCCCAAGCAGCAGUAUCUGGUCUGCUCAAUAUAUUCAUCAAUGUUGCUGGACCGUUCUUCAAAAACUCGCGCCAAGUCUUCCAUGACAUUCUUGCCAUAUUCAAACGUUGUAAAGAGGUGGAGAAGAUCUUGAAGUCUUCAUUCCUGGAUGAUGAUGAAAUUGCAGACUUAAUUUCGGAUAUAAAAUAUGAGUUAAGAAAAGAAAAAACUGCAAAGCUUGCUAGACAUAUUGCUCAGGUGUAUAAAUAUAGAAAUACAACAGUGGAAAAUGAGAACCAACCAGGAAUGGAGUCAGAAAGAACGGAAAAUGAACCUGAAGGUGUUAAAGAGCUUGGUAAAAAAGAGGAAGAAUCUAGUCAAGAAAAUGGAGCAGUAGGUGGGAAAGCUGAUUCUAAUGAAGAAAGUGACACUUGUCAGAGGUUAAAGAAGGUUCUUAUUGAGUAUGGCUCAAAUAUUGACGAUCCAAUUAUGCAGAUUAUUUUCGAUACCUCAUUACAUGCUACUAUUACAGAAAGUGCUCAGAAAAACUUGAAAAGUGCUGCUACAGAACAAACGAAGGAAAAAUCUUCAGAUUCCAGUUGUGAAGUUGGUGCAAAAGGAGAUAGUGCUAAUGAAAAUGUUGAAGCUCUUGUAAAUAAUUUAUCUGCAAGUGAUAUUAUACAAACUGUGAUUGACUCUGUCUGUGAUAACAGUGAUCAGGAGCUGCAUGCUGCAUUCCAGGCUGUGAAACAGAAAGUGCAGCUUGCUUGUGAUGGGAAGGGCAAGGUGGAGGAAUCAUCUCAAGUAAAAGAGCAGACUGGUGACGAGGAAGGUGCCCAGUCUCUAGUUAUGACUGGUUCUCAGACUGAAGCCCAGUCUACAGAUAAGACCGGGUCUCAAGAUGCAGGUGACAAGUCAGAGGACACAGUCUUACCUCCUAGUCAUAGAACUUUGUGUAUACGAGUGUGUAAAGCACUCAAUGUUCGACUACUUCAUGUAAAACAAGAAGUGAACAAAAAAUGGUUGGCAUAUAAGUUUGGAAUUUAUGAAGAUGUCAGUGACCUUGAACUUUUUGAGAAAAUGGAGUCUAAAGUAAUAGAAUCAGUAGAGAGCGGCAGAGGACCAUUACAGUUAGACAAUGUGGCAAGCAGUGAUUCCCAACAGUCUGCUACUACAAGAACUGAAUGUAUACAAGAACUUGAGAGUCUCGAGGAAAGGAGACCAACACUAGAAAAUGAUAUUUCUGAUAGUCAUGUAGAAAAAAAAGAAGGAGAUGCAGAAAAUGAUAUUUCUGAUAGCAAUGUAGAAACAAAAGAAUCAGAUGAAAAUCUUACAAAUGGGGUCAUAGAGGACACAAAUGGAGUCAAGGAGAAGAAGGGAUUUGAGGUUUGUAGUGAAACACCGUUUAGUCACCGCUUCAAAUAUCAAGAACAGAAGCCUUCCAACCAGAAGUCUUUCACUACUGCUGUCAGGAAAGAGUGGAUGUUGCUACGUACAAGCCUUCCAGAUGGAAUAUUUGUUAAAGUGUUUGAAGACAGGAUGGACUUGCUGUCAGUGAUGAUAAAGGGACCAGUAAAUACUCCAUACGAGGAUGGUCUGUUUUUCUUUGAUGUCCAGCUACCAGCCAACUUCCCUAAUUCACCACCUGUGUUCCACUAUCAUUCCUAUUGUAAUGAACGUCUCAACCCAAACCUGUACGAGGAUGGUAAAGUUUGUGUCAGCCUGCUCGGUACUUGGACAGGAAAGGGUAAUGAAUUAUGGACAACUAAAUCAAGUGUGCUGCAAGUGCUGGUUUCAAUUCAAGGGUUGAUACUGGUGCCUGAACCAUAUUUUAAUGAAGCAGGGUAUGAAAAACAGAGGGGUUCACAGCACGGUCAGGAAAAUAGUCGCAUGUAUAAUGAAAUGGCUAUUCUUAAACUUGUACAGUCUAUGACAAAGAUGGCCGUCACUCCACCAGAAAUAUUUUCGGAGGAAACAAAAGCACAUCUACGCAAUCAUGCCAAUAGAAUGAUUGAGAGGGUUGAGAAAUGGGUUGAAUAUUCCAACCAAAGUAGACUGGGCACAUCUUCUGUCAGUAAAGAAAGCCAUCUUAUAUGUAAUGGACACCAGGAAGAUCUUGAACUUUCAGCAUCUCAGGAAUCCAAACCAGCCAAGACAGGGGAGGUCAUUCAUCAGGAAUCAGCUAUGACAGGGGAGGCCACUCAUCAGGAACCACUUAAAAAGGUGGAGAUAUCAGGUGAAAAAGAAGAAGAAAAAAGAGGGACAUCUAUACACAAUGGCCUCGCAGAAAUUCCUCUUUUGCCAGCAUCUAAAGGCUUUUGUCUUGCAGUCAAGAAAAAUCUUGAAUGUUUUAAAGAAGUUCUCUCAGAACAUGUAUUUAAUUUGGCAGCUUAACAUUCUAGCAUUGUCAUUAAAAUAAAGGCAUGAAAGUGGCAGUUUGAUAUAGAGUGCAACCUGUGUAGAGUUCACACCAGCAGGAGAACUGAAAUGUGUUUCUUGUACAGAGGUUGUUGCACUGCAAAGAUUAAUUUAAUAAGAGGUACUAUUAGUGGGAAAGAAAAUGUUUUGCCUACCUAGUGGGAAAAAAAACUGAUUAUCUGGGUUUGAGAUCACUUUUUGUAUUCCCUAGGUAAAAGAUAGGGUACAAAUGAGUAUAUUGAAGCCGUAUUAUGACAUCAUAGUGUUUAAGUGAUUUUUAAUUUACAAUAUCUUUGAAAAUAUUGCAAUAAUAUCAUUGUCAAGAAAAAUGAUUUAACAUGUCUGCCUGAGUAAGUAAGGUGUUUUCCCUUUGGGAUAGCAAAGAUAAAAUUUCAAUUCCUCACUGUUCUUUGGGCUUGGGAAAACCCGGUCUUACGAGUAUAUACACUUGUAUCUGAACAGUGAGUGGGCUGUAUUAGAAAACAGUGACACCUUUUUGUGAAAAAAAAUGACCACUGAUUAUGCAGUUGGUUGAGCAUAUUCAAAGUAAUUAUGAGAUGACCAUGUUAAAUUAAAAAUGCCAUCUUUUGUGAAUUUGUCAAACACAGAAAGUUAGACUUGAUACAUAUACAGUGUCAGCUCUAUUGCAAAAACACAGUAACAACUUCACUUGGAAGAGUGAGGAUAUUUUCUUAAGAGAGGUUCAGCUACUAUGUAAUUGGUCUUGUCAGAAAAGAAAAUAAGGUCAUUGUAUUUGUAGAAAUUUAAUUUAAAUGUGUUUUAAAAAGCACACAAUCAUUUGUAAAUGGCAGAUAUUUUUUGUCAAGGGGAGUUUUUACUGUAUGCAAAGUAGUUUUAAAAGUUUGAAACAUCAUAACAUAUUUUAAAAAAUACUGGUAGUAGUGAUAAAUGCUGUGAAAUUAUUAUUGUUUAUGAGGGACAAAUUUUCAUUGUUGAGUCAGUCCACAAAAUUUAAUCACAAGAAAGAAGAAAACUUCCAGUUCAUUUCUGGUUCAAAAGUUGAAAUCAGCAAAUUCAUAUCCCCACACAAUGGCUAUUUUGAGUAAACUCACAGAAUUUCUUGCCCACAAAAUUAAAUGAUUUUAUAGUAAAUCUAUAUGCAUGUCUGAAUAUUGAAACUUACAGGUGAGUAAAUGCUAAAACUGUUGAAAUUCAGUUCAUAUUGUAUAAUAAUCAUGACAUGAAUUUUACAUGGAAAAUUCACACAAAAAAAGUAUUCUUGUAAUAUCAAAGAAGACUUUAGAAAGGUUUUCUAAGAUAAAUCGUGCAAAAAUUGCUUUGGUUUAUAUCUGUGCUUCCCCAUUUUUGUGUGCUUUUCUUUAUUGAUUGAUGCACAUAAUUAUAGUGAUAUCUAUGUUUAUUUAUCAUUAAAUGCUUGUUAUCUAUUGUGCUAAAUUUGUAAACCCCACUGUGAGAAAGUGAAUUAUGUACUUCUGCUAUGUUUUUCUGAGAAGUUAAAAAUUCAUAGAACAUAAAUUAUGCCGUAAAAUCAGAAAUAUAUGACGCAAUUUUUUGGCUAUCAUUGUGUCUGCCAUUUCCUCAGAAAUAUAAAAGUUCAUUUGAAUAGUUAUCCUAAAACUUUGAAGAAUUGAACAGAAAAUCUUGUAAACAAUGACAAAUUUAUGUAGCACACAUUUUUAUGACAUUUAGGUACAGUUUACUCUUACCUCAAAUACAAGUAUUGUAGUGGAGUUUAGAUUCAAAUUCAUGAAGAAUGAAAUACCUGAUGUGAAGGUAGUUCUGCAUAUUUGAUAAGCUGGAAGUACAUGUAAUGAUGUGAAGUCAUUUAUCCUGGUAACAUAGAAUAGAGCAUGGACUCUGUAUACGGAAAUGAAAAUGAGUUUUAUGAAAUUUUGGCAACCUUUGAGUAAAUUUAUAAAAAUGGCAUCUUUCUAAAGAUAAAAUAUGAUACUCAAACGAUUUCAAAUAAAGUUUUAAGAAUCAUUAUGUGAAGUGCGGAUCUCUUCAAUCAUGGGAUGAUAUCUCAAAAAAGAAGUACAUGGACAUGUACAUUGUAUUUCACCAUAUUACAGACCAUAUGUUUGUUUACAACUUUCAGAAGUUUCAUAAAAAUCUACAUUGUAGAAAAAUUUCUAUUGGUUAAAAAAUUAUGAAAACUUGUGUGAGGUCCAAAAUUUUCAGAGCAAAAAAUCAGACACACAACCCUAUCUUUUUUAUUUGCUGAAUUUUCUUAGUAUAUUCUGAAAAUUAAAAACAAACAGGGUUUAUCAGUGAUUAAAUUCUGCAUUGUAGAAAAAAAUUUGGUCCCCAACCUUGCAGAACUGCCAUAAUCGGGAAUUAUUAGAAAACAUUUUACAAGGCAUUAGAUAUUUUUGGUGUUGAUAUGUUUUCACAUAUUUUAAACCAUUAGAAUGUGUUCAAUAUUGAGAAUUGGCAGAAUUUUGACUCCACAAAAAUACCUAAUUUACGGUACUGUACCAGAGGAAUAAUGUUGAACUGUGCUCCAAGAUGUUUGGAACGUAUGCAUGCUACUUCAAAUAAAUUGGGUGUAGAGAAAAAUUGGAUGAUUAAUGAAUGUCCAGUUUACAGAUUAGAAGUAUUCAAUCCUUUGGCACCAGUUUUAACAUUUUAAAGUUCAGAGCACUGUUCACAGUCGCCAAAAGAAUGAAUGUGCAAAUGUGCUGUGGUUGAUUCUUCAUAUGAACUUUUUUCUCUUUAGUGUUAUAUUUGUAUUUGUCAUUGUGAGAAUAAUUGACAUGUGCUACAUACCCAGUAGAUAUUUAUAGUGCUAUAAUGUGUACUUUCAGUAGAUCUUGGAUGUAAAGGUUUAGUAUCUGUGAUGUUAUAAACUGUAGUGCAGAUUUUGACCUGCAGUGAUAUGUUUGUUUUCUUCAUUAGUAUGUGGAGUCAGGUUUUCCUAGUAAAGGGCAUUUUCAGGUCUAGAGCUUGCUUUUGCAAGACAUUUUGAAUACUUUAACCCUUAGCCUGCUGGCGGCAAGUGAUUCUGCCUUUGCGACCAGUGCAGACCAAGAUCAGCCUGCACAUCUGUGCAGUCUGAUCAUGGUCUGCACUGUUCGCUAUUCAGUCAGUAAUUUUUCAGUGAACACCCCUUUGAAUAAUAAGUGGUAUGGCCCAAAUUGAAUGAUGGACCGGUCCAUUUUAGAUAUUUAGCAGGGUAAGGGUUAAAACUAGAGUUAGUGCUAACUUAAACACAGUUAAACUUGCCUUAGCCUUUGAGAUAAUGCAGCCACUUGCUUUAAGGAUGUACGAGCGAAUUUUUUCUAACGUUAAGAAUUUUUUCAUACCCUGUGAGCUUGAAGAACAUUAGUUUCUAAGACAAACAAGAGCAGAACAAACAUAGGUCACGGAACUUGUUUUAAUUUUAUAGGGUUUUUUCUACACCCACUGUUUACGCAUUUCUGAAAUUUUGUAAAAUUGAAAAAAUGUUGGUACUUUAUAAAACAUAUAAUAUCCUACUUAAUCUUAUAGGGAUUUCAAGUCUUCAGGUUAAUAUGAAUAUAUGGCGAUGUCUGUAUUAUAUAAGCAUAAAUGUCACUAACAAAUCUCUUUAAUUUUUACAUGUUGACAUAAUUACCCACCCACUUUAUUUUCAAUGGAAAAAACGUAUUUAGAUCUACAAAAAAAAUUCUGACUUUAAGAUUUUCAAAAUAUUUUGCAGCAUUAAUGACACACAAAAAAAAUGCUUCAAAAUGGAAAGAAAAAAAGUUGGGGUCACCGUGCAUCUAAGAGAUUUAUUAAGAAAAACCUGUAAAAAAGUGGUGAAUUUUGAUAUUUUUUGUUCUUUUUGUUUUAAUUUAUAUUUUCUAGAUAAUAUAAAGUGCUAUCUUGAAAACUUUUAUUUUAUUUAUAGCUUAACAUUACAUGUAUCAGUCAGAAAAAUAUCAAAACCAAACCUGAUCUACUUUAAUAGAUAUUUGAAAUUACCUGCCCCUACCCCAUUGUAAAUCUUACGUCAAUUUUAGGCAAAUGCCAGCCAAAAAUAAGGGUGAAAAUUUUUUUUUCGCAAAAAGCAUAAUAUAUUUGGUUAAAUGGUACAUUAUUAGCCAUAUUUUAAUUAUUUAGCAUUAAUUUUUGACAAAACUUUCGUUAGAAAGCAAUAUCGAAGAAACAUUUUUCAAAAUGGUGGAUAUCCUGAAAAAAACGCUCAUACAUCCUUAAGCAGGUAAUCAGCUAACUUCCCACAUUGGCAUUUUGUUCUAGUUUCAGCCAGGCUUAAGUGACCACUUUUGGCACUGCCUGGGCUAGCUGCUUACUAUUGUUUGGCCUGUCUAGUAUAAACUCAGAUUCAAAGAAUGUAUAUAUGAUGUCCAAUUCAGGUCUGCUUUGUUUCAUAAAAGAAAAAAAAUCAAGAAGACAGGGAACUUGUUUGUAUUGAAAAUUGCUGUCCAAACAGGUUUAGCUACUUCGUUCUGGUUAGAACUUGGGACAGAUGUUGUAAAAUGCAGUAAAAUGUACUUAUUAGUCCACUGUACAGUAGUUGAAUGUCAUAUCAGAGUAGGCAGUUUAUAUGACAGGUAAACUGUUUACCUUUUUUUACAUUGCAAAAUCUAAAUUUAGAUCAGUUUAUUGCCAAAUUUAUACCAGGUAUUUUUUUACAAAGUUUUAAACAUCAUAUUUAAGUAGGUUUUUUUGUAGUGUUUGUUCAUAUGCAAGAGGCAUUAUAUUUUCGCCUAGUGUCAUCAAGAUAGUUUUAGAUCUGAGCAUAAUAGUAUUUAUGCUGCAAUGCAAACUGAUUUUUAAAGGAGAAAAGUCCGAUUUCUACUGGUGUAGCAAGAAUAUAUUCCAUAAAACAACUUCCAUUAACUAAAUUAAAUGGUACAAAUUGACCAUAGCUCUGUUUCUUGAAAAUAAUCUGGUUACUUCCCUUUGAUUAUGCUGCUUUCUCCUUGAUUCGAGCCUCUUAAAUCUUUUAGAGGUGUGCAAAUUUUUGUAAACCUGUUCAAUUAAAUAAUUUUUGUUUUUUGUUACAAAAAUAUUUGCAUUUAACAAUGGCAAUAAGAAUUACAAUGUUAUCAUCUUUUAUAUGUAUUUUUUUUGCACGAGACUGAAGAAGGUGAAACUCUACAUCAUUUUAAAAUUUUCUCAUCAAUUCGAGCCCUCUGUUUGGAAGGUCAUAAAAUGUUUAUUUUUGCAUAUUCUAUUUCCAUAAAGCAAAUUUCUAUCAAGAUUGACUUCUUGUUCACUCGUUACAACAGUCGAAAUAUGCUCAGGAUGCUUUUAAUUUAAAAUUUUGGCUCACAGUAUUACCCACUAUGUAAUUUCCUUUUGAAAUAAGCAGUUUUAGAUGCAAAAAUUAAAAUAGGUAUUUAAUCAAUUUUUCAGUGGUUUCAUGACUAAUAUUUUCCAAGGCAUUUUAAAAUGUAAAUGACACAAGUUUCUGAUGGAAGAACAUGCUACAUGAGCAUGAAUUUUACUAUAACACAAGGGCUCGAAUCGAUGAGAAAGCUCGAAUCGACGAGAAACAGGCAUAAUAAUGGAUCAGGAAGAUCAUAAUGCUGUUUGAUCCAAGGUUUUUUUGUUUAUUAAUUCUCUUACCUAAUACCAUUGAUGUUAUAUAUUGUUAAGAAGACAGUAGGAACUUUUUAAAUUUUCAAAAUAUUUUGCUCACUUCUGAAUUUUAUUGUCAAAAGGAUGUUUUCCAUUGAAAUCUGAAACCAUUCUUUUUAAUAUCAAUUUUGACUGUGAAUCAGUUGAAUAUUAAACUUAUAGGAUACCAUCUUAAAAAAUAACUUCCACCCUUGGAGACCUUUAGAAUGAUAUCUUGUUUUAUAGUAUAAAUCUGGAUCUUGCAGAAUAAUGCCACAAUACACAAAAAAACAAACUAUUUAAGGUUUUUGUUCAAUAUUGUGGGAACAUUUUGUAAAAAGUGAAAUAUUUAAAAUAAAUCAUAUAGAUACCAGUAUACCUCAGAAAUAUUUAUUUGUAUAUUGUUGGGCUCUUGUUACUGUUUAAAUUGUUGAGAAAGCGUAUUUCGUAACCACUUUCAUCAUAAAUAUUUUGGCUUUUUUAGCUCACCUGUCACAUAGUGACAAGGUGAGCUUUUGUGAUCACGCAGCGUCCGUCGUCCGUCCGUAAACUUUUGCUUGUGACCACUCUAGAGGUCACAUUUUUUGUGGGAUCUUUAUGAAAAUUGGUCAGAAUGUUUAUCUUGAUGAUGUCUAGGUCAAGUUCGAAACUGGGUUACGUGCCAUCAAAAACUAGGUCAGUAGGUCUAAAAAUAGAAAAACCUUGUGACCUCUCUAGAGGCUUUAUAUUUUACAAGAUCUUCAUGAAUAUUGGUCAGAAUGUUCACCUUGAUGAUAUCUAGGUCAAGUUUGAAACUGGGUCAUGUGCCUUCAAAAACUAGGUCAGUAGGUCUAAAAAUAGAAAAACCAUGUGACCUCUCUAGAGGCUUUAUAUUUUACAAGAUCUUCAUGAAAAUUGGUCAGAAUGUUCACUUUGAUGAUAUCUAGGUCAAGUUUGAAACUGGGUCACGUGCCAUCAAAAACUAGGUCAGUAGGUCAAAUAAUAGAAAAACCUUGUGACCUCUUUAAAGGCCAUAUUUUUCAUGGGAUCUGUAUGAAAGUUGGUCUGAAUGUUCAUCUUGAUGAUAUCUAGGUCAAGUUCGAAACUGGGUCACGUGUCGUCAAAAACUAGGUCAGUAGGUCAAAUAAUAGAAAAACCUUGUGACCUCUCUAAAGGCCAUAUUUUUCACGGGAUCUGUAUGAAAGUUGGUCUAAAUGUUCAUCUUUAUGAUAUCUAGGUCAAGUUGGAAACUGGGUCACGUGCGGUCAAAAACUAGGUCAGUAGGUCUAAAAAUAGAAAAACCUUGUGACCACACUAGAGACCAUAUAUUUCAUGAGAUCUUCAUGAAAAUUGGUGAGAAUGUUCAACUUGAUGAUAUCUAGGUCAAGUUCGAAAGUGGGUCACGUGCCAUCAAAAACUAGAUCAGUAGGUCAAAUAAUAGAAAAACCUUGUGACCUCUCUAGAGGCCAUAUUUUUCAUGGGAUCUGUAUGAAAGUUGGUCUGAAUGUUCAUCUUGAUGAUAUCUAGGUCAAGUUCGAAAGUGGGUCACGUGCCGACGAAAACUAGGUCAGUAGGUCAAAUAAUAGAAAAACCUUGUGGCCUCUCUAAAGGCCAUAUUUUUCAUGGGAUCUGUAUGAAAAUUGGUCUGAAUGUUCAUCUUGAUGAUAUCUAGGUCAGGUUCGAAACAGGGUCAUGUGCGGUCAAAAACUAUGUCAGUAGGUCUAAAAAUAGAAAAACCUUGUGACCUCUCUAGAGGCCAUACUUUUGAAUGGAUCUCCAUAAAAAUUGGUCAGAAUGUUCACCUUGAUGAUAUCUAGGUCAGGUUUGAAACUGGGUCAUGUGCCUUUAAAAACUAGGUCAGUAGGUCAAAUAAUAAAAAAACGUUGCGACAUCUCUAGAGGCCAUACUUUUCAUGGGAUCUGUAUGAAAGUUGGUCUGAAUGUUCAUCUUGAUGAUAUCUAGGUCAAGUUUGACACUGGGUCAACUGCGGUCAAAAACUAGGUCAGUAGGUCUAAAAUUAUAGAAAAACCUUGUGACCUCUCUAAAGGCCAUAUUUUUCAAUGGAUCUUCAUGAAAAUUGAUCUGAAUGUUCACCUUGAUGAUAUCUAGGUCAUUUUCGAAACUGGGUCACGUGCGUUCAAAAACUAGGCCGGUAGGUAUAAAAAUAGAAAAACCUUGUGACCUCUCUAGAGGCCAUAUUUUUCAUGAGAUCUUCAUGAAAAUUAGUGAGAAUGUUCACCUUUAUAAUAUCUAGAUAAAGUUCAAAGCAGGAUCACAUAUCUUCGAAAACUAGGUCAAUAGGUCAAAUGAUAGAAAAACCUUGUGACCUCUCUAGAGACCAUAUUUUUUCAAUGGAUCUUCAUGAAAAUUAAUCAGAAUUUUCAUCUUGAUAAUAUCUAGGUCAAGUUCAAAACUGGGUCACAUGAGCUCAAAAACUAGGUCACUAUGUCAAAUAAUAGAAAAAACGACGUUAUACUCAAAACUGGGUCAUGUGGGAAGAGGUGAGCGAUUCAGGACCAUCAUGGUCCUCUUGUCUUGUGUAAAUCACAAUAAAGGAGUUCACUGAACUAUUUGUUUAAAAUUUCAAGCAGGUUGCAAAAUGUUUUUUGUUUCUUUGAUAAAGUUUUGACCUCAUGAAACUAGUCGGGUGUUGCCAAGUCAUUAAAACUCAGAAUAUUUCUCAGAAUAUUUAUUUCAUGUUUGAUCUUAACAUUGAGAAAUCUAUUUUCUAACUUUAUUGGCCUAACAAUGUAUUUAAGGGUAAAUUAUACGUUUUACAAACACACAUACAAUCUCUUUAAUGUGCCAUUUCCAGGCUUAGUGCAUUUUUUGUUUGUUCUACAGUAACUAGGACCCAAGAUUAUAAAACUAGUUUUUUUGGGACUAGACACAAAGUAGUAGGAUCUGAUUGGCUGAGCAUAACUUUGUAACACUGUGUCAUAACCUUGGAACUAGAUCUUUUAGACUUAAAUUAUUAUAUAGACAGUUUUUGCCACUUGUUCUAUAGAUCCACACCCGAAAUAUUUUGACUUUACAGAGGUAAAGCUUUGAAACUUUCUAGUUGUUAGCUAAGCACCCUUAGAAUGCAUUUCGUUAAUUUAUUUUGUUCAAUAAUUACUUUGUUUCAACUGUUGCAAAAUAAAAACAGAAAGAUCUCA